Triplophysa rosa is the source of this 2479-nucleotide messenger RNA. Its product is annotated as tyrosine-protein kinase SRK2. Gene Ontology annotation, molecular function: ATP binding; non-membrane spanning protein tyrosine kinase activity; signaling receptor binding. The transcript is spliced from 9 exons. The record is from RefSeq and is a predicted model, not a curated record. NCBI's taxonomy places the organism in Eukaryota, Metazoa, Chordata, Actinopteri, Cypriniformes, Nemacheilidae. Bases 78 to 1517 code for a protein of 479 amino acids. Gene Ontology annotation, cellular component: extrinsic component of cytoplasmic side of plasma membrane. Gene Ontology annotation, biological process: cell differentiation; protein phosphorylation; innate immune response.
UUUGCAGUGCCGUGAGCGAGUUACAGCGCUGUACCAUCCUUUUAGCUUUGUAGACACAGAGGAUAUGUAGGGUAAACAUGGGGAACUCUGUGAGCACCUGUAAGCCCCGCUGCCCGGAUUGCUGCCUGGAUUGCUGUCCGUGUUGCUGCCAAAUUAAGAAUGAGAAGCCGACCAUCAAACGUAAAACAUGCACCUCAAUCUACAACUACGCCUCUCGCACAACACUGGAUCUAGAACUGAAGAAAGGUGAUAUUCUAGAAAUUAUGGGAGAGAACGAGUACUGGCUUUACGUGAGGAGACGCACAGCAAAGGGUAAAGGCAUCAUUCAGGAAGAGGGCUAUGUGCCCAUAAAUUUUGUCAAACCUGUGGAUAGCUUGGAGGCCCAGCCAUGGUAUUUUGAGGACGUUAAGAGGCGCAUUCAGGCUAAGAGAUGUUUGAUGAGACCACAGAACAAUGAAGGCACGUUCCUCGUGUGGAAGUCAGAAGAGAACGAUCACUAUUACCUGUCAGUGAAGAACAGCCCCCAUGCACGACAUUACAAGAUCAAGCAGGGAGAACACAACAAGGACUUUUUCCUCAUUCAACACACGACUUUCAAGACCUUGCCCGAGUUGAUCGAAUUUUAUUCUAAAAGCCAGAACGGACUCUGUGUGAAGCUCAACCAACCCUGCGUGAAGCUGGAUCAGCCCACUCCCCCCACGCUUUCUUUUCAAUUAGAUCGAGAGAUCGACAAAAAAUCACUGACCAAAAUAAAGAAGCUAGGCAGCGGAGAAUUUGCAGAUGUGUGGCAGGGCAAAUGGAACGGGACAACGGAUGUGGCCAUCAAGGAAUUCAAGGAGGUCAGUCCAAAUAUCAGAACAGAGAUUGAAAUCAUGAUGAACCUGCGACACGAGCGUUUGCUGCAGCUUUACGCCAUCUGUACGACCGUUAAGCCCUUCUGUAUCGUCACAGAACUCAUGAACAACAGCAGCUUAAAGAAUUUUCUCAUGGAACACAGAGAGAAACAAGAUAUAGAGUUAUCUCUCAUGAUGGACUUCGCUAUCCAGAUCACAGAAGGAAUGAUUUACCUCGAAGAUAAAAUAGUUCACCGAGAUCUAAGAGCCGACAACAUUCUGCUGACCAACAUGCAGUCCUGCAAAAUAGCCGAUUUUGGCCUCGCCCAAUUUGUUCUCACAGGAAACCGCAGACUCUCAUCGGAUGACCGCGUCCCUGUGAAAUGGAUGGCUCCAGAGAUAUUCGAGGACGAGAACUACACAAGCAAGAGUGACGUCUGGUCUUUCGGGAUCCUGCUUACUGAAAUCGUCACGUAUGGAGAUGAGCCAUACCCUGGUCAGGACAAACUGACGUGUAUCCAAGGCAUUCAGAGAGGAAAGAGGAUGGCGCGACCGGCCGGCUGUCCUGAAGCACUUUAUGACAUUAUGCUGCAAUGCUGGAGGACAAAUCCUACGGAGAGACCCACGUUUACAGAGCUACAGGAGAAACUCGUGGCUCUCAUCCACGUUUUACAACUCGAGUGAACAUUAAUGAGACACUUUAAAAUAUAUCUUAUAUCUAACCAAUGUGCAUCCACUUACAGUAAAUAAAAGGAAAGUCCGUCCAAAAAUUAUCAAAUUCUUUCAUCAUUUAUUCACCCUCACAUCAUUACAAACCUGUAGAACACAAAAGAAGGUAUUUUGAAGAAUGUUGAAAACCAAACAACAUUCAACUGCAUUGAAUUCCAUUGCAUGACCACAAGCCCCCCCCAUCCCCCCCCCCCGAGACAUUUCUCAAAACAUCUUCUUUUGUGUUACACUGAAGAAAGUGUCACAUACAAGUUUUCAACCACAUGAAGGUGAAUAAAUGAUGACAAUGUUUGUGAUGAAUCUAACAAAAAACGUACUAGGUUUCGUAAAAUUUUACUCUGUUUAGACUGAGACAUUCAUCUCUUGAAGAAGCAUUAUAGUAUUAUAAACCGUGAAAAAAAUUUCAGGGAUUAUAUUAAGAUGAAAUUCAUAAAGCACAGUUUCUAUAUUCUCUGGAAAACAUGAUGUAUUCCAUUUCUGACUGAUGUAACCUGUGAGCAACGCUGCUAAACUUGUAUGAUCUUCUGCCCCGAACCUUCAUCUGAACGUUCGGUGGUCACAAUGUGAUACAUGUAAUGUUUUAUCAUGUGCAAUCUAUUAACUAAUGUAAAAGUCUUUUUACGCUCUAAAAAAAUCCUUGUAUUGUAUUCUUUAAAAUGUAAAUGUGGCAUUUUUAUUUCAAGCGACUUUUGUACAUUACAACAAUGUUUGACCAGCGUUAAAUAUUCCUCAGUCAUGUCACCAAGAACAAAUACUUGAACAUAUUCUGAUUCUGACAGGAACUUGUUGAUGAAUGUUUGACACCUGCAGGUGUGCUUUCAAACACAACGGGGCAGUACACCAAGAAUGAAGAGAAAGACAUUGUGUCGUCGAUGCUAAUCUAGAUUAAAUGUUAUGUUUAAAGUAUACACUGUUGU